AUGUCAGUGUUCAUUAGAACGAAAACGAAUUGUUGUGGUCGAUCAUGGUGUGUCCGAGAUCCAUGUGGAAUCAUGUGUGCAGUCGUAACAUGGUUUCUGAUAGCAUACGGACAAGUUUGUGUGUUUAUGGUUAUGUUAUACUCAUGGGAAACAUAUCCAAUUCAUACAGUCUUUAACUUUUUGAUAUUCGAAACGUUCAGUGUACUGGCGGUUAUUAGUCAUUUGAAGACCAUGAUGACUGAUCCAGGAGCAGUGGCGAAAGGAGACUGUACGGAGGAGACAGUUGAACGGAUGCAGUUGUUAAAUGGACAUACUGCAAUCUAUAAAUGUCAAAAAUGUUCGAGUAUCAAACCCGAUCGAGCACAUCAUUGUUCAGUUUGUGAACGAUGUAUACGAAGGAUGGAUCAUCAUUGUCCUUGGGUUAACAACUGUGUUGGAGAGGGGAAUCAGAAGUUUUUCGUGUUAUUUACCAUGUACAUUGCACUCCUCUCAAUGCACGCUCUUUAUUGGGGAAUAUGGCAAUUUGUGCUGUGUGUCGGUGCCGAGUGGCAGAAAUGUUCCUCCCUAACACCUCCAGGAACAACGCUUCUACUCAUUUUCUUGCUCUUUGAGUCUAUUCUUUUUGCGAUUUUCACUGCAGUCAUGUUUGGAACUCAAAUUUCAUCGAUUUGCAAUGACGAGACGACGAUUGAGUCGAUGAGAAGUCGAAAUGCGAUGUUGGACGACGAAGAACGACAACGAAACAAUUCGUGGAAAAAUUUGCAGCUUGUAUUCGGCGGACCGUUUGGUAUACGAUGGUUUAACCCUCUCGCGAAUCCAUUCGUUUCGAGACCCACUUUCGAGUAUUCUGUUUGA
Molecule: messenger RNA, 855 nt
Organism: Caenorhabditis remanei
Lineage: Eukaryota; Metazoa; Nematoda; Chromadorea; Rhabditida; Rhabditidae
Exons: 4
Coding region: 1-855 (284 amino acids)
Biological process (GO): protein targeting to membrane; peptidyl-L-cysteine S-palmitoylation
Cellular component (GO): endoplasmic reticulum; Golgi apparatus
Molecular function (GO): protein-cysteine S-palmitoyltransferase activity
Source: RefSeq, a predicted model, not a curated record